CGAGAACAGGCCGCACAGGCACGCACUAGCAGCAAUUUUAUAAUAGCUGCUAUUUAUAACCACAUACUUUAUAAACUAUUAAAGUUCUCCGAUAGACAGAAUCACGGACCCCAUAUACCUAGACAGCAAGUUUUUAAAGUUACCCAUACAGUUUGUUAGUAUGUCUGCUCUUCGCGUUCUCGGUUCACGACUGACUACUGCCAGUCAAGGUCAGACCCUUGCCAGGGCCACACGCCGCAUUGCUGGAUCUAGCGAUGUUAACAGUGUCCUCAGAGCCACUGGUAAGUUCCCCGAUGGUCGUCCCGUUGGCUGUGCGUUGCCGUUUCAGAUUCUGAACAAGCCACGCAUGGCUAUCACUCUGAUUGUGUGCUCAACUAUCUCCUUCGCUGUGCCCUUCAUCGCCAUCGAGUUCCAGAAGUACAAGGCGAACCGUUAAGCUGGUUGCUGUCCAUGGAUCGACAUCUCUGCCUAGCACACCAUCACUGCACACUACACACGCGUGCGUUGCUAACACACAUAUCAUGUAUGCAAGCGUAUCCUACACGGUUUUUUGAGCUCAUGCUCCUCUGUGGACAUUGAUGCGAACGUUGCCGGUCGGAAGGUGGUGUCCUUGUUGAGAUACGACACGAGGUUGUCUGUGAGAAUUAGUGAUCUGGCAACCCUUGGAUGGUCUAGAGAUGGCGUUUUUGAGAGGCGAGCUGUAGAAUUCACAAAUAAACAUGCAGUAGACUUCUCUCCCG
Messenger RNA from Sphaeroforma arctica JP610, 740 nucleotides. RefSeq names its product cytochrome c oxidase subunit VIIc. The record is from RefSeq and is a predicted model, not a curated record. Bases 161 to 436 code for a protein of 91 amino acids. Gene Ontology annotation, biological process: mitochondrial electron transport, cytochrome c to oxygen. Lineage: Eukaryota; Ichthyosporea; Ichthyophonida. The transcript is spliced from 3 exons.